AUGGCUUCAGAGAAGUGGACUGAAUGUCACAGUUCUUUAGAGGACGACUGUGAAUCACAUCUUCCCUCUUCCCGGCUCUUAUCAAGGAAUUAUGGUUGCCAUAGACGCAGAGCUCCAAGCCUUUCUAUUGAUUCUGGAACUUUUUCUGUGGAGCCCUGCCAGGCGUUUGAAAGCAGUGAAGGAGAGGUCCAGGCCUCCACGGUGGUGCAGUAUCUCCAGUCCAUGACCCUCCAAAAUUCCGGCCAGGAUAAGCUGAAAAAUUUGCAGCGCAUGCUGGAUCCAGAGAACCAGAACGACCCUGUUAGUCGGGAUAGGUUUCAUGCCACCAUGAGGGAUUGGAUAGCCCAGUGCUGCCAAGAUGGCCUGCCUGAAGAUAAGAACCAGGUACCAGGUUCAGUCUUUAGAAAAUUAUCUUUAACUGGGACAGAGUAUCCUACUUCUUUAAAUGAAGCCACAUUCACAGAUGGAGCUGAAUGUCAUUGUGAGUCUGGAGAUCUGUUUGGGUUAGUAGCUGAACUGAAACACAACCAGCAGAGGUUAAGUGAGCAGAACAGCAGUCUGUUAAGAACCGUUUCUCAGUGUGAAGACACAAUACUACAACUCAACCUGGAGGUUUCAGAGUUACACACCAAACUUGCCAGUGCUCAGUUGUUUGCGGUAAGAUCACAGGCUCUUUCUGAAGAACUUGAUGAAACCAAAAGUGCCCUUUGGGAGAGCCAGGACAGAGCCACACGAGCACAAGCCAGCAACCGUGCAUUAAUAAAGGAAAGUGAACGAUUGAAAGCCCUGAUUAAAAUAACUGAGGAAAAGAAUGUAAAAAUAACAAUGGAGAGAAACCUGAGUGAGGAGCGAAUAAACAAACUGAAAAGAGAAAUCUCUGAUUUAAGGAGUGAACUGGAAGAAACGCAUAUGGUACUAGCUGUAAAAGACAGAGACCUUACUAAGAGAAACAUACUGCUGGAAAAGCUGAAGGACAUUCACUUUGAAAGCCACAAACUUAUUGAGGGCUUACAGUCAGAACUGAUGAGGUUACAAGAGCACUCACAGCAAGCACUCUUCAGGUUAAAUAAAUCCCAUACCGGCUCUCCUCCUGGUUCACAUAGAAUAUGUGCGACAAACCAUCAGUCUCUGGAUUGUGAGAUUCAGGAAGCUCAACCGAAUGUGGCCAUGGAGUUGAGUUCCUCACUCAGUCAGAUGUUGCCAAUCCAGGGAGGAGAUAUUCAAAACAUCAAGCCUGUUGAAUUAUCCCAUAUUCUCCAUAUGCAAUUCGCAGAGACUGUGAGAAAUGCACAUCAUAGACAUUAUCCCCCUGUUUCACAGACAAGGCUUAAGGCUAGUCCUCGACUAAAACACAUGUCUCAACUGAAAAUAACGUGCACGUACAGAUCUUAA
This is a messenger RNA of Paramisgurnus dabryanus, 1392 nucleotides long. RefSeq names its product inositol 1,4,5-triphosphate receptor associated 2. NCBI's taxonomy places the organism in Eukaryota, Metazoa, Chordata, Actinopteri, Cypriniformes, Cobitidae. The record is from RefSeq and is a predicted model, not a curated record. Gene Ontology annotation, biological process: telomere localization; actin filament organization; spindle localization. Gene Ontology annotation, molecular function: dynein complex binding. Gene Ontology annotation, cellular component: chromosome, telomeric region; meiotic spindle pole; lateral element.